This is a messenger RNA of Epinephelus fuscoguttatus (brown-marbled grouper), 4884 nucleotides long. RefSeq names its product failed axon connections homolog, metaxin like GST domain containing b (gene faxcb). The coding region runs from base 200 to 1453 and encodes 417 amino acids. Lineage: Eukaryota; Metazoa; Chordata; Actinopteri; Perciformes; Serranidae. The transcript is spliced from 6 exons. The record is from RefSeq and is a predicted model, not a curated record. Gene Ontology annotation, cellular component: cytoplasm.
UGCAAAGGGAAAGCGGACUGGGUGCAGAGCAUCAUCCAGGGGAGGGCGAGACGAGAUGUUUACUCCUUGUGAUUUUCUGGAGAAAUAUUAGCCACACCGCCGCCGCCAUGCCGUAGACAACCCGCCGGGCGUGUAGAUGAAGCCUAACGGGGACUACAGCAGGGAGGAAGCGGGGUGGCUGUAACCGAGUGGAGGGAGGAUGUACUGGGCUGCUGGCUUCGCCUCAUCCCGGCCGUGUGUGGUUGAACUCGGGCGGAAUCACAGCCUGCCCCUGGGGCUGUGCGGCUCCGAGCAGCAGCAGUCUUUGUAUGGCUAUAUCAUCGCCUUCCCUCUACAGGACUACGGGGGCAUCAUGUCGGUUCUGGGCUCGGACUCCUGGUGGAAGAAGACUCUGUACAUCACCGGGGGGGCCCUGCUGGCUGCUGCAGCCUACCUACUGCAUGAGCUGCUCGCCAUCAGGAAGGAGCAGGAGCUGGACUCUAAAGACGCCAUCAUCCUCCAUCAGUUCUCCAGGCCAAAGAAUGGCGUGCCCAGCCUCUCACCCUUCUGCCUCAAAAUAGAGACAUACCUGCGCAUGGUGGACCUGCCCUACCAGAACUACUUUGAUGGGAAGCUGUCGCCGCAGGGUAAGAUGCCCUGGCUCGAGUACAACCACGAGCAGGCUUCAGGGUCAGAGUUCAUCGUGGACUUUCUGGAGGAGAAGCUGGGUGUCAACCUCAACAUUAACCUCACCCCGCAGGAGAAAGCUGUGUCCCGAGCUGUCACCAAAAUGGUCGAGGAGCACCUGUACUGGACAAUAGCCUACUGCCAGUGGGUGGACAACCUGGAGGAGACUCAGAAGCUUCUGGCGAUGAGCGGCCCCCUGAGUGACACACUGAAGUGGCUGCUGAGCCACCUGAAUGGCAGCAUGGUGCGCAGGGAGAUGUACGGCCAUGGCAUCGGACGCUUCUCGAAGGAGGAAGUCUAUGCACUGAUGGAGAAGGACAUGAGGACGCUGGCCACGCUGCUGGGAGAUAAGAAGUACUUCAUGGGCUCUAAGAUGUCGACAUUAGAUGCUACAGUGUUCGGGCAUCUUGCCCAGGCCAUGUGGACUCUGCCUGGGACACGACCAGAGCAACUCAUCAAAGGAGAGUUGAUCAACCUGGCAAUGUUCUGCGAGCGGAUGCGGAGGAAGUUCUGGCCCGAGUGGUUCGUGGAGGUGGAGGAUAUUUAUUUUGACGGAGAUAGUGAGAGCAGCGGCGGCGGCAGCGGUUCACCUACAGGCUUGCUGGACUUUGGCCUCUUCUCCAGGACUGACACUCUGGACGACAGCGACGGCAGCUGCCACUCAGCCGGACACACGCACACACACUCCCCUGAUUCUGACCACUCGCUCUUUGACUCAGAUGUGGGCACGGGAUCUGACAAUGACAUUCAGCUUAAGGAGGAUAUAAUGCCCGACCUGGAGGUUUGACCUGAGAAUGGAUGCGACUGAGACUGACGGAGAUGAGAACUGUGUCGGUUAGCUUGAAAAAUCUGGCAGUCUGGAUAGGUUGCCAGAUGGCAGCUCUCACAGCUGAAGAAACUAUUCCAGCUCCUCCACCUCUAAACGAUAUACCUUCCUGAUGGACAGACUGGGUAUUAAUAUGCAGAGCAUUCAAACUGAACCUCAUAACACACAUGCUACUGUAUGGUUUGCCCCCUCCUGUAACAUCAGAACUGUCCCAGUGGCAGUUUCUCUUUGCCUUAUUUGUCUUGUCCUAAGAUACAGAAGCUGGUGCGAAAGGUUAACACAAAAGAAACAUCUCAUCUCAUGAAAAGCGCGGCAACGACAGAGGAGCAGUGCAGACAAGACAGGUGGCACUUCACUUGCUGUGAAACGACGCAACUAAUCACCACUCUGCCAUGUGUCUUAACGCACAAACCCAUUCGAACAGGUGGAGAUUGAUCGUAUGGCUGAAAGUAACAGCUGCCGUGUCUCAGCUGUUAACCAUCCGUGUGCUGGAGAGGAAACACAGAUGACAUCAAGUGCCAGUCCAUGCUCUAGAUUGAUCCUUGUGUCAUUUCCUUUAUGCUACUAUAUGUGGGGAGAAUCUAUAUCAAAACAUAUGUAUGUCUCCAUCUGAAGACCACAAGCCGAGAUGUACUCAGAGGGAAAGAGGAGCAGAUUUGUGCCUGUUUUAUUCACUGGUUAUUGUCCUUCUUUCCCCCCAUUUAGUAAUUAUUUGCUUGCACUUUGUUAUGGGGAAGUUGGAGCUUUCAAUCACUGGUUUUAAUACCUCUUUGCUUUUAGUAACAAGCUGUAAUUCACAUAUUUGACCACUAGAUGGAGGCAGCAGUCAGCCUGAUGCCUCCUUUAUUCUGUAACAUCAAGGUCAUUCAACCCAGUGGACCUGCAGUCCAUUAAACACAGUAAAUAAUUUCUUCUUCAGUCCUAAACUUUAAUAUUAUGGUUCCCAUUCAUAGGUGACCUGUCACACUUGCAUACUGCGACUGAGCGCAGCAACAAAUCAGCCUUAGUUCUUUCAGACUAAAGAAAUGGGUGAAAAUAGUCUGCGACACUUUUUGUUGUGAUAUAAUUUAUUAUCAGUGCCACUUUGUUAUUCUUUCUAUAUGAUCUUAUGUGUCAAAUAUAUAUUUUUUGUUAAUCUUUGUGUUCUUAUUGCUCUCAAAGAGAGAUGUUAUUUUGCACUAGUGGAAAUUUAUUUUCACCUUAUUUCAACGGGAGCAAUCUGCUGUGGAAGUGGAGAAGAGUACAGGCCAAAUGAAUGGGAAACAUUAAUGUGUAUAUCAGUAGUACAGGACAGUGAGUCUUCUGAUAAUGAUUGUUAUGCGAGGGUACCGUGCUGCUUAUGUUAAGUUAAUUUUCCUGGGUGUGAAUGUCAUCAGUGAAGCAGUUGAUGAAGUCUUUGUAGAGACAGUCGGAAUACCAAAUCAACAGAACUCAACAUUGCUAGUUUAAAAACCUUGGGUAUAAAAUGGACCAAAAUGUCUCGGGAGGUGUUUGCUUUUGUCUGUCACGUUAAGCUUGGUGGAAGUGCUUGUAAUGGCAAUAUGAUUGCUGUAAAAAGAUUGUGGUGCAUAUAGAGUAGAUGUGACUUAAGUUUCAGGGUCAGUUCACCCAAAUUAGAAAAACUUUCCCACUUAAAUCUUGUGGCAUUGAGCCAUGCAAAUAGUUUUGGUUUUAUUCCUAAAGGUUUUAAGAUGUAGGCGUCAGUGUGAUUUUUGCAUCUGCCUUGAUACAACAGAGGGGUAUGGAUUUUUGUUUGUGGUGCUCAGAGUAUCCAAAACAAUUUUUCAUUCAGAUGAAUUUCCAAGCAGCGUUCCUAAAUCGCUCAGGUUAAUGUUAAUGUUAUGAUUUUUCCAUCUAUGGUGUCUAAUUUAAAAUGUGUUUCCCCUCGUUCAAACAAUUUAGAAUGAAUUUAGAGUGAAAAGUGAAAAGCCCAAGUUCCCAAUGAAGUCUGUGGACAGUUUCUUUACUUAAAGCUAAUCAGUAUUUCUUCUUUAUCAAAGGGCCAUGGCACAAUUCCUGGCUCACCAACUGGCCCCCUGGCAAAAAUAAUUGGACGUUAACAUUACUGUCUGUAAGAGGCUGUGGUAUGUGCAUCUUUUGAAACUAGACAAACUCUAGCAUACAUUGGUACCAACCAUGUCGACAUAGCUAGUCAGGAAAGGGGCUAAAUAGCACCCCAAAAUGCGGCAAAUUUUUUGGCAAGGGAACAACUGGCAUGGAAAUUUUUCAAGGAGUACUUUAAACUCUCACGUCAAGAUAACUGAAUGAAAAUGGGUUCUGCUGGUACCCACGAGUCUCCCCUAAAUGUGAAAGGACAAUCUACUCCUUCAAAGUAAAGCUGUAUGUUUUCAGUCUAUGCACAUCAGAUAAUUAGUAAUAUUAACUGUAAAAUAAGAAACCAAAGUAUAUCAGUAUGCAACUUUCCAUACUGACAUAGUUUUCAACUAGCCUAUAUACUUAAACAGCAUAAUGGAAUCCCAUAAAUUUAGUUAUGACUUUUGCUUUUGGUGUGUGACUCCAAAAUUUCAGCCCCAUUGCUUCUGACUCUGUAUUUCUGUUUUACAGCCCACAGCUUCACUGUGUGGGUUCACUCUCAAUGAUCUCAUCAGCAUCAUUUUUAAACAUAGCAGGCAGGUGUUUUAUUAAAUAAAAAUCCCCACUGUACGCUAUCUGCUCUGCUCCAAAUGCCGACAGACAAAGUUAGUGAGAAGUUGGUGACCAUAGUGGAGCAUUCAGCUGCGUGAUAGGCAGAGAUUUCCCUCAGGAGUCGGUGCAGAACAUUGGACCUACAUUUAUCAGAUGGCCAGAAACACGGCUCCACAUGAAUGCUAAUGUUGCUCCGUGUCUGCUAGAGAUGUAAAUGUUUGACAACAAAACAAAAUCUGACGGAAAUCUGAGAGACUAAUAUGAACACCUGGACACACAAACCAAGACUAUCUGCGUGGUUAUGUAGCAUUUGGAGAAGAUAUGUGAAGAUACGUUGUUUCACAGUUUGGGUGAAGUGACCCUUUAAAUGAGGAGCCUGAAUAGAUAGGUGAGUUAGUGACAGAAGGCAAGAGUUUGAUCGAGAUACUCGGACUCUGGAGACAACCUUCUUCCAUCAUGUCGCCCUGUGGUUCACAUCCUGACCCAACCUGGCUUGAAAUGUGUGUUUUUCAGUCACCUCAUCCAGUCUGGGCAUCAUAUACAGUUGGACUGCUUUAAUCAAGCCAUAUAAAAACUAAAUGUCUUGUUAUUGGAAACUAUGUCAUAGCAUUACUGCUGGGGUAAUGUAAAUAUUGUAUGUGUGACAAAGUGUACCAUACUGUAUGUAGAGCUGACUGACUGAUCAAACUACCUAUGGAUGUGCAGUCAUAAACUGGAGCGACUGGAUGAUUUCAAUAAAGACUAGC